ACAUUUUCCGCAAAUAGAAGAAAUAUAAAUAGUUACUACGCGAUAUUCAAUAAAAAACAAAAUAAAUUAUUUCACAAUUUGUUAAUCCGAAAGUGAUUCAUUUAGAAAUCAACAAAACAUACAUAUAAAAACUAUUAGAUAAGGUUUUAAAAUAAAACUGCGAACAACCUAAAUAGGGGAAAUACUUGAGAAUAUUAUUGUAUUAUUAAAAACAAUUAAAAACUAACUACAGAAUGUCUGACGACGAAUCCUUUGUUAUAUUGGGCACAUCCCCAAUGCCUUCAAUCAACAGCAGUCAACCAGAAUCAGUUAACUCCUUUGACUCACUGCAGCGUAGUCAAAUUAAAAACGAGAUUAAGUUGGCAGUUGAAGACGUCUCUCCAACUUCAACUUCCUUUGACAAAGUUGCGGACAAUGUGGUAGCGGAGAAAUGUAAAAGUGCCGAUGCUUCCAUUGAAAAUAUAAAAACAGAAACUGAAGUUGUGGUUGAAAGCAAAGGCAAAGAGAGGAGCAAGAGUUUGGAGGAACGCAUGAAUAAAAGUGACGCACAAUCCAUACCACAGCCGGGCACCUCGGCUAACUCAUCAAUGGCUGCCAGUUUUCUAUUGGGAGAACUCAAUGCUGAUGUUUUAAAGACAAGCGUCUAUUCACAAUUUCCUAGCCUAUGCUCCAUGGAGGCUUGCGCUGAAGACGUUGUGAAAUUGCAAAAUAUGAUGUCAGAAUACGUGGAAUUGAAGCAUACUUUAUCUAAGGUCAGUUUGACAAUGAAGCAGUACUACGAGAGAACUACAAUAUGGAAAGAACAAAUGCAACGUACAGAAACAGAAUAUAAACAGUUAUUGGAAGAAUGUCACAAUCAAAUUGCUAUAUUACGCAAUGAAAAUUUGGAACUAAAAGAAGAGUUAAAGUCAAAAAUGGUUGACCUCAAAUUAUGCGAUGACAUACGUCAGAAAGAUCACGAAAAAUUAAUUUUGACGUUAUCUGAAAAAAGCUCUAUUAUUGAAAACAUGAGAACGCAAAUCGAAAAAUUGGAACAACA
Molecule: messenger RNA, 1039 nt
Organism: Teleopsis dalmanni
Lineage: Eukaryota; Metazoa; Arthropoda; Insecta; Diptera; Diopsidae
Gene: key
Product: NF-kappa-B essential modulator
Biological process (GO): regulation of canonical NF-kappaB signal transduction
Cellular component (GO): cytoplasm; nucleus
Molecular function (GO): K63-linked polyubiquitin modification-dependent protein binding
Source: RefSeq, a predicted model, not a curated record